This is a messenger RNA of Gavialis gangeticus (Gharial), 1978 nucleotides long. It is a transcript of the gene PAFAH2, whose product is annotated as platelet activating factor acetylhydrolase 2. Lineage: Eukaryota; Metazoa; Chordata; Crocodylia; Gavialidae. The coding region runs from base 493 to 1686 and encodes 397 amino acids. The transcript is spliced from 10 exons. The record is from RefSeq and is a predicted model, not a curated record. Gene Ontology annotation, molecular function: 1-alkyl-2-acetylglycerophosphocholine esterase activity.
GUGCUCUUCGGAUCUACUAAAGCCUGGUCUGUGCCCCAGGGAGCUUCCAGGCCAACUCUAAGACCAGGUGCAGCCCGUGGGUGUAACAAGCCGAUGGGGGCAGGAGCAGGAGGGAAGGCAAAGGUGAUGGCGGAUCACUUAGUGCUUGGGUCCAAGGAGCGGCCAGCUCCUGGUGGAGUCCCGUGAAGUCUUUCUUUAUCAUCCCAGGGAGGCUGGUGGAGCAGGGCCAGAGGGGGGUAUCGCCCCGGCUGAGGCCCCAGGUGGAGGGGGGCCGGGGAGGACAGGGGGCUGUGGGGUCUAGUACCAGAAGGGCGAUGAGAUCCCCGACUUGCUGCUUUUCCAGUCCAUCCCUUCAGCAUCUUUGUCCUCUCGCCUUUGGCCACAGGGUGGCUCCAUGCAUCAGCUCUGCCAGGCCUGAUUCCAUCUUCCCUCGCAAUUUGGGAACCAGGAGCUCUAAAUGAUGAGCAGCCUUGCCAAGAUGCAACCCAUGGCAUGAGGAGCGAGGCCCUGUGGGGGGGGCUCACGGUGAGGGGGACAUCAGCUGCACUGACCCCAGCCGUGGGGAGAGGGUUCUGGGUGCCAUUCCCUGGCCAGUUUGGGCAGGAGGGGCUCUUCUUCCGCCUCUUCUACCCCUGCCUGCCCCAGGAGGGCGUGGAGCAGCCGCUCUGGAUCCCGCGCUAUGAGUACUGCCGCGGGCUGGCUGACUACGCCAACCUCCACUGGAAGUGGUGCACCCCGCUGCUCAGUGUCGCCUUUGGCUCUUUCAGGGUCCCAGUCAGCUGGAACGGGCCUUUUAAGCCAUGCAGCAGCAAGUACCCACUGAUCAUCUUUUCCCAUGGCCUGGGCGCCUUUCGGACAGUGUACUCGGCACUCUGCGCAGAGCUGGCCUCCCGCGGCUUCCUGGUGGCUGCGCUGGAACACAGAGACCACUCGGCCUGCGCCACCUACUUCUGCAAGGCUGGGGAUGGGGAGCCCGGUGCCCCCGAGGCCGUACUGCAGGAGGAGUGGGUGCUGCUGCACCGCGUCCCCGCUGGGCGGAAGGAGUUCCACUUCCGCAACCCACAGGUUCACCAGCGAGCGAACGAGUGCGUGCGAGGGCUCCGGCUCUUCCAGGACAUCGACCACGGCCAGGCUGUCACCAACAUCCUGCACAGUGACUUUGAUCUGGCUGCACUGAAGGACAGCGUGGACAUGACUCGAGCUGCUGUCAUGGGCCAUUCGUUUGGAGGAGCCACCGCCGUGCUGGCCUUGGCCAAGGAGCCCGCUUUUAAGUGCGCAGUGGCCCUCGAUGCCUGGAUGUUCCCCCUAGAGAACGCGCUGUACCCGAAGGUGGUCAAGCCAGUGCUGUUCAUCAACACCGAGACCUUCCAGACGGCCGAGAGCAUCGCCAAAAUGAAGCAGCUCAGCUCCCGCAACAGCCAGACCAAGAUCAUCACCUUGCUCGGCUCAGUGCACCAGAGUCAGACCGACUUCACUUUCCUGGCUGGGAACCUCGUCAACACAGUCUUCCAGACCAGAGGCCCCCUGGACCCCUACAAGGGCCUAGCCAUCACCAGCAGGGCAGCGCUGGCUUUCCUGCAGAAACACCUCGAGCUGAAGGAAGACUUUGAUCAGUGGAACGACCUCCUGGAUGGCAUCGGGGACUCCGUCAUCCCCGAGGCUCCCCUCUGCCUGUCCAACCUCUAGGGAUGCUGCCCCUCGGCGCGGCCAUGCAGUCGUCAAGCCGUCAAGGUUCCAGGGAACUCGGAGCACCCCCUUGGAGACCAGCCGUUUCCCGUCACUGCCAGCACAAGGAGGCCACGAACUUGGUAGCUGCUGGUGCAAGCCAGAGACCCAAAGACCUCGGCUAUUAGGGAGUCCUGAUGGAUGCUGAAGGCCAGGGGUGCUGGGCUUGGGUUGGCCUGGGAAGGUAGAGCCUGGGCACCUCCCGGAGAUCAGGCCGGAGGCUUGCGGUGGCCACAACGCACUGCAGAGCCCA